AUGGACUUGGAAGAUUCUCUUUCUCAUAGUUUUCUAGCGAAACAGAAGCUAACAAAUUACAAAAAGGAAAGAAAUAAGACAAUCAAGAAGAAUAAUAAGAAAAUCAAUACUAUACAAGUGAAGCGUAUAGCAGCUUCUUUGAUGGGUUCUACUCAGCCCAAUCAUGUCAAUAAGAGGGGAAAGAAUAUUAGGGUUGAGGUAGAUUACGAUGAGUACAUACCGUCAGAUCAUAGGGAUGAUACUGAUGAUGAGUCAUUUAAAAGUGUUGACGAUGAGUCAUCUCUUAUAGGACAGAAACAUGAAAUUCAAGCACAAAAAGAGGAAAUUCAAGCACAAAGCAAUGUGGUAGCGAAGAUGAAUGAGACGAGGGAGGAGCAUUUGAAGAUGACAUCAAGCGUCAUGGAGUUUCUUAAAAAACAAGGUAUCAAUAUCAACUCUCUCAAAUCUAAUGCUACUACAAUUUGGUACAACAACAUAAUAUAUGGGAAAGAUAAUGAAGCUUGGAUUAGUUAUGAUUCUAGAUCUAAAAAUUUGAGUGUUGUUUUCACUGGAUAUAUAAGUAAUACCAGAGUUAAAAGUGUCCUUAGUUGGCCAAUUGAUCUGAGGGACUACUUAUCCGAAUGGGUUACAAUAGGCUUCUCUGCUGCAAUAGGAGCUGUUUCUGAGAAACAUACUAUUAAAUUGUGGUCAUUCAAUUCGAGUUCAAAAAUCGAUGCACCAACGAGUCCCAGUCCCAAUCCCAAUCCCAAUCCCAAUCCCAAUCCCAUCCCCAGUCCCAAUCUCAGUCCAAGUCUAAGCAACAAAAAGCCAGUAGUAGUGGGAUUGACUGUAGGAUCAUUUGGUUUGGUUUGUGGGUUGUCUUUAUUUAUGUUUGUUUUGUGGAUGAAAUGGACAAAUGAGGAGGUUGCAUUUAAUAUGUCCAUAGAUAAUGACUUCGAGGUAGGUAUCGGGCCAAAAAAGUUUUCGCAUAGUGAAUUGUUUCAUGUAACAAAUAAAUUCGCGGAUAUAAUUGGACAAGGAGGAUUUGGUGAGGUUUAUAGAGGUUUCUUAAAGGAAUCCAAGUCCAAUGUUGUUGUGAAGAGGAUAUUAAAGGGACCAAAACAAGACAUAAGAGAGUAUGCAUCUGAAGUGAAGAUCAUUAGUCGGUUAAGGCAUAGAAAUUUGGUGCAACUGCUUGGUUGGUGUCAUGAGAAAGGAGAACUCCUACUCGUUUAUGACUUGAUUGGAAAAUGGAAGCUUAGAUAA
Camellia sinensis is the source of this 1245-nucleotide messenger RNA. NCBI's taxonomy places the organism in Eukaryota, Viridiplantae, Streptophyta, Magnoliopsida, Ericales, Theaceae. The record is from RefSeq and is a predicted model, not a curated record.